GGCUGCGGCAGGGCUGCACCUGCCAGAGCCCGGCUGUGCCCUGCGUAUGUGCGUGCGUCGGGAGCUGCAUCCCGCCGGGGCUGGAGUAGUACUUUGCUUCCCCGCCCCGUAGAGCUGCGGAGUUGACAUCAGCAGUCUUUCGCCGUCUCGACUGCAGCGGGGAUGCUGAUAAAUACACGCGCUUCUCCCCUAGCGAGGUACCUGAUAGUUUGAAGUAAAUACACCCAGCUGUAUUCUGUGGCACUGAACUACAGUUAUUCCAGGAAUGAUUCUGAUUCUGCAGCUGCUUAUGAUUGCAGUCUGAAGGCCUGCAGCGUGUCAGAGAGCAUCAGCCAGGACACAGGGGCAUUCAGUAGCCAGAAAAAUGAAUGGCUUUUUCGAGGAAGAAACAAAGAGGAAACCUUUGUGUCUCAUGUAGUUGGAAGGCAGAGCAAUACAACUUUGACACUUGGUUAACUUAAAGGAACAUUUUUUGAAAUACCUCUUACUGUGAAUCUUGUAAUUCAGACCCAGAAGUGCCUUUGGACCUGUGCAGAUAAUUCACUGGAAGAAUUGAUCAGACAAAGCACUCACUGAAAGUGUCACUGAGGAAUCAUGGCGAAGCACUUGGAGAUCAUCAAUCUGUCAUUUUUGUUGGAACAUGAAAAGGAGAUGAUACUGGGAGUAUUGAAGAGAGAUGAAUAUCUGAAAAAAGUUGAAGAUAAAAGGAUAAGGAAGUUGAAAAAUGAGCUUCUGGAAGUGAAGAGGAAAGGUGGAAGCCGACACUGCCAACAGGACAACAGCAGGGUCUGCGUUCGCUGUCAGAAAGGACUGGGCUUUAUCUUUGACAGAGGAGACCUGUGCCAGACCUGCAAACUUAGAGUCUGCAAUAAGUGUCGUGCAGUGGGAACUGAUGGGCAGUGGAAGUGCUCAGUGUGCGCCAAGAUUGCACAACUAAGGAUAGUGACAGGAGAAUGGUUCUUUGAAGAGAGAGCAAAGCGCUUCAAACAAUCAAAUCUUGGAACCGAUGUUGUCAGACAGUCCAUCCUGCGCAAGUCUCCAGAUACAAUUUCCAGUAAGGAUGAAGAAAGAACAUUCAAAGAUCAACACCAAGAGAAUGAAGAAAAAGAAAUAUCAACCUGCUCCCUAACUGGACAUAAAUCAAUCUUUGGCAAACCUAGAAAGAUAGGGAAGAUAAUCAGGGCAGCUACCAAAGGAGAAAUCACAGUUGCAAAAGAUGAAGGUGGAAGGAGCAUAGGCUCUGAAGCUGAAAGCCAAAGCCUGCACAGUAGCAAGUCAACACCUUGUUCUGAGAGAGGAAGCACUCUUUCCCUGAACAGCAGCGAUACAGAAGCAGCUGCAGGCCGUCUGAGAGGGGCCAUGGGCCCUGCAAACAGAAGCAGUACUUCCAUAGCUUCCCUCCCGAGGUCACCGGCACUGAGCACAUGCAGCAUGACUGCAGAUUAUAGCAGGGACACUGACUCAGAAAAUGGCAUGAUUAUUCCAGCAAGUGAAAGUGUACCUGAAGAUUUAGUAAAGAAGCACCGUAGGAAAGCAUCUGGAACACCUUCCAUUGCAGUUUCUAGAGUAUCUUUGUCAUCAGACCGUAGCCGAUCUGAGAUAGAUUUGAGUGAAUCUUUCUCUGAAGGAAAACAGGAGACCUUGAGCAUAAGAAGCAAAUCUGUACCUAGCGCCUUAGAUGAGGAGCUGGAUUCUCUGGAUGAAGAAGAAGAUAUUGAUGACAUCGUGGCCUCUCGUUAUUCAAGGAAACGUGGACAUCUGACAAGUGGAUUAUCAAGAACCAGCAUUAACAGCAUGCUGAGCGUAUACAGUGAAACUGGUGACUAUAGCAACGUGAAGGUCAGUGGUGAAAUCCUUCUGCAAAUCAACUACAGCUACAAAACAGGUGCUCUCAACAUCCUGGUGAAGAGUUGCAGAAACCUGGCCAUUGUGGAUGAGAAAAAACAAAGGACUGAUCCAUACGUCAAGGCAUACCUUCUGCCUGAUAAGUCCCGCCAAAGUAAACGCAAGACCAAAAUUAAGAGUAACAGCACCAAUCCAGAAUUUAAUGAAACGCUGAAGUAUGUCAUCAGUCAUACGCAGCUAGAAACCAGGACCCUGCAGCUUUCAGUCUGGCACUAUGACAGAUUUGGACGCAACAGCUUUCUUGGAGAAGUGGAAAUUCCAUUUGAUUCCUGGAACUUUGAAAAUCAGGGCGAUGAGUGGUUUGUGCUUCAGCCCAAGGUGGAGGUUGCAACAGAUGUUGGGCUUCAGUAUAAAGGAGAACUGACAGUUGUUUUACGUUACAUUCCCCCAGAGAUAAACUUGAUGCUUCCUCUAGGGCAGUUUCAAGGAAAGAAGAGCUUUAAGAAAGGAAAAAAGGGAGAGAAUCACCCACUCUCUGGAGGUAUAUUAGAAGUCAUCAUCAAAGAAGCUAAGAAUUUAACAGCAGUGAAAUCAGGAGGCACAUCAGACACGUUUGUGAAAGGGUAUCUACUCCCAGAUGAUAACAAAGCUACAAAACACAAGACUCCCAUAAUAAAGAAGAAUGUGAACCCCCAGUGGAAUCAUACGUUUGCUUUCAGUGGCUUGAAUUCACGGGAUAUACAUAAUGUCUGCUUAGAAUUGACUGUGUGGGACAAGGAGUCACUUUCAAGUAAUAUUUUUCUGGGAGGAGUUCGUUUGAGUACUGGAAGCGGCAUAAGUAAUGGCAAGGAGGUUGACUGGAUGGACUCACAAGGAGAAGAGCAGCUUCUCUGGCAGAAGAUGAUUGACAGUCCUGGAACUUCUGUGGAGGGGAUAUUAAUGUUGAGAUCCAGCAUGGGAAAACGUAGACUCUGAAAGACUCUCUACUACUGAGGGGUAGCACAAGUCCUUAUUUCAGUUGUGUGCAGCUCUUGUCACUUUGCCCAUUUGAAAAUGGGUAAGGGUUGUACUCUUUGCCUUGGAUAUUAAGGCUUUAUGUGAAAUUUUAAUACAUUCUGCACUUUCAUGCACUCAUUUUUAACCCAGACUUCUUGAACAGAUUAUGUUUUUCCUGCAACCUGUGAGAAUGUGACCUCCUACAGAGAUUGGACUGGCUUUCUUUGUCCCUUCUGGUGGCUGGUUGUGUACAGCUGAUAAACAUUGCUGGCAGGGGACAUGGAGCAAGCAAAUUCUCUGAGUAGCCAUUUAGGAUGUAAAGUGUGUUUUACAUAUCUCCUUUUGGGUCAAAGAUGGCCUAGAAGACGAGAGCGAUUCAGUACAUGCAGAUUCCGAAUGAAUCUGUGCUUCGUUAUUUGAAAGACUAGAAGCCAUAAUGUUUGGAAGUCUAACAUUUAUUUUUUAUGUUUGCUCAUUGGACUGUGCACUGUGCAGGAUGGCAGGCAUGGAACCAAGUAGCUCACUAAGGCCAAUUCACUGGCCAGCUGCACAAUGGAAAUAGUCAGCAGAUGAAGGAGUCUGAAGUGCCUGUGUUCAGGCGUUCUCUUGGUUAUUUAGUGCACUGUAUGAGAAGUAGACUUGGCUCAGUGUGAUCAAAGAGUCUCUAAUGAAAAUAAAUUAUAACAAAUCCUAAAGAAUUUUCAGAACUGUGUGAUAUUACCACAUUUUUCAUUUCAGUUGACAGCUCUAUCUAAGAUCUUUCAAUGUCAUUGAACAAAAGGAAUUACAUGCCUGUCCCACUUGAUGAGUCAGUGAGGUGAGACACAUUCUGGUUUGUGCCAUAGCUAAGACCUUGGCUCAGCAGGGUGUGUAGUAAAGUAACAGGAUUAAUGCAUGUUCCAGGAUGCUUUGCACAACUGUGGAAUUUUUUCAGAAUGGGCUGGGAUCCUGUUCAAGUUUGCCCAUGCAUGUUAUUUAUUAAACAGAGCAGGAUUUUUCUCCUCAGCUGUCCUCCAAACGUUAGCAGUAGAUUUAAUAAGAGUGGAUUUUGACUGAUUCAGUCAUUAAUCUUCCUUACCACAAACGUUUGCCAUUUGGUUUCCUAAAGUGAUCUUUAUAACUGCUUAGGUCUGCCGUGCUUUGGAGACUUGCAGGUUGUAAGUGAAGAGAUGCUGUUUUGUAUCAGUGUGGGCUACCACAGCAUUACAAACAGUAGUAGUAACAUAAUAAGAUAGAAUUAUAAUCUUUUUCAAGGACAGAAAAUGUCUGUUUGCAAGAUUGGAUAUUAAUAUAAUUGCAUGGCUUGUAAUUGCUCAGGGUGUGAAACAGAGGAAGACAAGUAAACUGAAUGAGCAACAUUUCAUUUGGAUCUCUCAGAAUUGGAUCAUAGCUUCCUAUUUGAACUAUUUGUAAUCAGUCUCUAAGUACAUUUCUUAUGUAUUUUUCCCCAAAUACCUUAUUUUGGAAACAGUAUCAUAUUAGCACUAAGGAAACAAAUUUGAAUAUUGGGAAACAUAAUCCCUACAUAAAGUAUCUAGGGGAAAAAAAAAAGCUUUCAGAAGAUGUGUCUUUCUCUGCAGGUCAAAGCACCAGUAUUCAAAGAUUUCUGUGAAGAAGGCCAUAAAAUCUAAUUGGUGAGAGAGAAGGAAAUACUGUUCCUCACAGAGUAAAAGUUGCAGGAAAUCUAGAUUGAACUGACUAGAAAACUGAUAGCUAAGUAUAGAUUAAAAUUUUUUCAUCUGUAGCAGUCCUGGUUAGUCACCUAAGUCACCUAAAAUUCUGAUGUGAAUUUAAGCAGUCAUUGGAAGUAAUACCUUUUCUCAGUUUGAGACCCUAGUUUUCAGAAAUUACUGAGUCAUCUUUAAAAAUGGAGUUUGCAUUUAAGAAUUCCAUGUUGGGAAUCAAAUGUCAAUGUUUUCUUGAAGCUUGUUCAAGAAAACCAGCUUCAUUUUCCUUCUUCAGCUGUUCAUUUCCUUCUGCAGUCCUGCUCAAACUGGACAAUGAAGCAAGCUCAGUGCAGCUUUAAUCUGCUUUUCAUCUUAUGCAGCAGGUGCUGCAAGCUGAUAAAGUAGAGCACAAAUAUCAAGCACGCACAUUUUAUGAUCUUCCUUUUAUCAUUAUAGUCUUCUUUUCAAAAUUAGAUUUUUUUGUAUCUGCAUCCUCAAAGGGAAGUAAAAACUUGCCUUUGGCACCAAAAUUGCCUUCUAUUUAUUGCUCUGCAAGCCAGCUGAUGUGGGAGCACAAGUUUGAUUUUUCAUUUGCUGGAAGUUGGCUUAAGAAGAUAAAUCUUGUUAAAUCUAAUGAUUCUUCAGGAUAAAAUUGCAGGUAGGGUUAUUGGGGAACAGUGGGCAGACUGAUGGGGUUGUUUCUGUUUCAUUUUGGUGUUGGAAAUAGAAAAAUAAUGACACAAAAAAUAUACCAAGAUGGACCCCAAAAUUGAAACCUUUAUCCCUCACCAAAUUGAAAACCCUAAAAUAUUUGGAAACUGAGCUAAAUCUUUUACUUAAAAUGGAGUAUAAGAUGGAGUGUAAGCAUUUAUGUAAUUUUGAAGGGUAUUUUCUAAGAAGUGCUAGCAUUGUAUCUAAAUCUAGUCUUGCUUUGAAUUGAAGUCUGUGUUUUACUACUUCGGCUUCUACCAGCUUCCCUCCCAUUUUUAGGACCUGUGUUAGAGUAUGAGAUAAAUAGAUUCAUCUGGAAAGCAUCACCUGUCUCCUAUAGCUUUUGGAAGGGACAGAAUUUCACUCUGAGCCUCUACCUGAAAACAUAGGCCAGGCUAAGAAUAGUCUCUAGAUGUCAACUGCAGUUCAGUCUAUGAAGGGAACAAUUUCAAGUGGGAAUUUAAUUCAGCCAAGGCAGAGAGUGUUGUGGGCCAUUGAUGGGAUUUGGAGUAGUGCAGUGAAAUUACCUCCUAGGUUAGCAGUGGUGAUUGUGCAUUACGGUAGCAUACAGGGCAUAUCAUGCUCUGCCUCAAAUGAGCUUCAGAAAAAUGAGUCAUCAGUAUAGACAUUGGAGCAAUUUGGCUGUUCUGUGAUGUUAUCGACAGGUUUGUUGAAAGCAUUUAUUUGUGGAAAAUGUCACAUUUAAUUAUCGCUGUUAUAUCCUCUUUCUCUUCCUUUGCAAAAAUGAUUUAUGGUUUGGAAAAAGCACGAGAUGAUUAACUGCAGAUGUGAUUUCUUGUUUCUGAAAUAUUGGCGCAAAUAGCCUAUGACUGUGUGUCAUCACAUAUCGUGCUUUACUAGGCUGAGCAGAAAUAGAGAAAGUUAGAGCCAGUUAAAGCAUUCUAUAUGUAUAAAUGUUUGUGAUAUUGAGGUGCAUGGGUGGUUUAUCUAAGACCAGUUUUUGGGAAAACAGAGUCAGUUUUGACACUGAUUCAUUAACUCCUAUCUUGAUUAAUCAGACACAGGAGAGCUGAUGUUUUAAAAAUAUUUCUCCAUGCAGACUUGAAUAACUAAAGAUGCUGCAGUGAAGAAGAGAUUUCACUACAGUAUUUUUUGUAGAUAUGAUUCUACUAGUGGUGUAACAACAAGGCUUUCAUCACUGUCUUUCCCCCCUUGAUACUUGAUUCUGACAACAUAAUUUGACCCAUUAAGGCAAAAUAAAAGUACAACUUGAGCUGUAAAACUUCAUGUGAAGACAGUAAAUACAUCCCUAGAUAGUGUGGUUAUUGCCAGUAUCUAUCAGGAAGAGCUGAUGCUGAGGGCUGUCCAAGCCCUGCCAUCAGACUUGAUUAUCCAGACCUGUUCUCUGGAUGUUUCUCUGCUCAACUUAUUAGUUACGUGGGGACUUCAGGCUUCUAAAAGUCAGUGAUCUUGCUUGCAUGUUUAGAUGCUAAAACCAGUUCAGAUGGCCUCUCUUUCUCCUCCAUCUCUGUCACAUUACUAUCUUCCUGUGCUAAUCCAAGUGCCAUUGCCUACCUUCAAUGCCUUUUAGAUAACACAUUUUGACAUUUCUCUCCCAGCUGGAUGCUUGGCAGUUGGUUUACGAGAGAAAGCAAUGGGAUAGUGAGUAUGCUUUGAUCAAAAUGCAUUAGACUGGAAACUUAAUGUUCUUUGUCUCCUCCAAUAGAGAUUUAGCUAGGGUAGCAUAAGAGAAAUCAUAGAAUCAUGGAAAUUGAAAAAGACCUUCAAACAUUGUUCAACCAUUAGCCGAAUCUGCUGAGUCCUAUCACUAAACCAGGUCCCUUUGUGCCACAUUCGUGUCUCUUCAGUACCCCCAGAGAUGGGAAAUAAGCAUUUUGAAGUAUUGUGGUUGAUAUUUUCUUUUCCCUCCUGGUUAGGCCCUGUGAGGUACAAGUAGGCAAAGUUGUAUUCUGCAAAAUGUGAACUAAAUUGCAGCAGCAGAGCAGCCAUUGAGCAUCCACUGAUGAGGUCAUAUGAGGGAAGCAUAGAGGCUGGCUUUGUUCUGGCUUCACAAGGGGUAUGCACGUUGGCCAACUUCAGGCAUGUAAAGCUUGUGAUUUGCUCUAGAGUCAAUGAAAAUAAAGUCUGAGUCUUGUUUCCAUGACUGUCAAGUCUGUUGUUUCACACAGGGAAGUAAGGAUUAUACCUGAAUCUUUGCGGGAUCUCUUCCCUCCAUCCUUCCUUUCAGUUCAGCAGCCUCCACCAGGAAACUGUUCAAGUUUUUGUCAAGUUUGUCCAACUAUGACCCCAUGUUCCACCUCAGCAUUAAUCUCUGGUACCCAGAAGGAGGCAGUGUGCAGUAGUUAAGGAAUAGUUUACGAUGGCUAGGUGAGGUAAAAACUGAAAUUGCCCUUUCCUAACAUGCAGUAUUGAUUUUCAACAAUGACAGAAAUAGCUGUCUCUUGAGAGGUGGUAUGUGCACUUUGUAAACUCUCUAUUUUUUUUCUUUUGAUACAGUUUUUGAAGAUGGUUAUUAUUUAUUUUUAUGUGUAGAAAUAUCAAUGUUGGAGGAACUUAAGAGAAAUGAUGGUAAGAACAUGUGAUUAAAUCCAAAAUUGGAUGCAGAGUUUUAUUUGCAGAGAUGUUUCUUACCUUAACUCAGUAUGAGGCACUGGGAAUCAUGCUUGUAGAGCCUUACCACUACAUCCUGUGAAUUUCCUGCCUGGUGAUUUCGUGUUUGCAGAUGCUGUUUGAUAAGUGAUAAUAAGACAGUAUUAAUUAUACUGUGUAUAACUGUUAUACUGGAAAGGGAAUCUCAACUUGCUUUCAUAGGUGUUCCUUAGGUUGCUUUUGAGACUCACCCUUGCUGCAUCACGGCCCUUUAUGUAGGAUCGCUAUUUCAGCAAUUCUACUCUGUGGCAACAACCUACCUACGGCUUUGCACUACUGCUCUUGAGAGCUGCCUGUGUGUUUUUGAGGGUUGCUUUAAUUGCUGGGGUUUGCUUAAGGCCAAAUGUAGUCCUUCGAUGCAGUGAAUUGAGAAUGCCACAUAUCCCUCUUGCCACCUUUAUUCUGAUUAAAAAUCUGUUGCACGCUGUUGGUUUGGUUAUUCUGCUGGAUAUUAACAGUAGUAGCAGUAAGUGGCAUUGCAGUAUGUUAAGUUCUGUCCAAAUUUAGAUGAAGCAUUUCCUGCCCAGAACAUUUUUGUACUGUGCACUGUAUGUUCAGUUUUGUGGACAAAAGUGGCUGGUAAUACAUUUGCAGCAGUUGUCAAGAGUAUUGUUCUGUCUUUUAAAA
Molecule: messenger RNA, 8477 nt
Organism: Phasianus colchicus (ring-necked pheasant)
Lineage: Eukaryota; Metazoa; Chordata; Aves; Galliformes; Phasianidae
Gene: SYTL5
Product: synaptotagmin like 5
Biological process (GO): intracellular protein transport; exocytosis
Cellular component (GO): exocytic vesicle; plasma membrane
Molecular function (GO): small GTPase binding; neurexin family protein binding; phospholipid binding
Source: RefSeq, a predicted model, not a curated record